This is a messenger RNA of Symbiodinium sp. CCMP2592, 2919 nucleotides long. Lineage: Eukaryota; Dinophyceae; Suessiales; Symbiodiniaceae. The record is from the annotation of a GenBank genome assembly.
AUGACCCUGCUGCGAGUUCUUAUAUCCCUUUGGUUUCUCGCUUCAGCCAAGACGCUGAAUUCAGGCUAUUUCGAGCUGUGUUCUACUAGACUGCCAUCGCCAUCCAUUUCAGGCCACGUUCAAAAGGAGAAGGCGAGGAGGAACAGCUCCAUCGGACAUUCUUGUGAGCGUGGUAUCGGCACCAUCGUGUGGUAUCCGGACGGAUCUUCUUUCUGCUGCCCGGCAGACGCAGCAUGGUGUGGUGGCUGUGCCGCACCGACCACAGACGGGACUGCUUGCGGCGAGUGCAUAGGUGGCUGGACGCUGGAGGACGGGCAAUGCACGGCCUGUAUGGACUAUCUCGGCUGGCAUGACGAGCACGGUAGGAAUUGCUUUGCUGCCUCACAGGGCGCAGACGGCUGCAGCUCAGACCGUUUCCACGGUGCUUCUGCCAGAACCGCUUGUUGCGGCUGCGGUGGUGGUCUGCGGGCCGCGACUCCGUUUCGAUACUACACCGAGCCGCUGCUGAUUGGGCAAAGCGCUGUGACCGGCCACCCACUUCCACGAACGGCGUCCCACUACUCCGUUGAUGCGGACUGCAAGCUGCUAGAGUUCAACCUCACUAUUAACGGCAGAACCGGGCAACUUCAACUCCAACAUGGCUGUGACUCCGUCGGGUGUGGUCGAGCCAUGGUUGACUUCCAGGUAACCUGCAUUGUGACGGCUCAUCAAGGCGACUUGGAGGCAUCAGCGCAGCUUCACAUCCUUGCUUCCAACUUCCUGGUCUACGAAAGUUUGGCGCUCGUCGUGACCGACGGCACGAAGAGAUUUCCCGCUCGCUUUCAUUUCGGCGCGCAUCUUGGAGGCCUGGCCCUCGCGUGCAUUCCGACUCCUGAAGAGCAAGAAGCACCAUGGCAACUGGAAGCCGACGGGUCCUUGAGUGUCGAUGCGUCGCGGAGAUCCAAGACAGGGCUCACCAACCUGACCUUGCCAUGGCUCUCAUCGGCGCCAGGGGGCCUUUGCCAGGUCCGCAACGCGUCCAACCAGACAUUCAACAUGCUGGUCGUUCUGCCAGAGACAUGGGCCAAGAUUGAAUAUCCGCAUGACACUCUGUAUGUCACGCCCGGCGCCAGCUUCGGGCCGCCCCUGAACCCAAGCAGCGGGGGCGACGGCCACGUAGCACCCACCCGCUUUUCGGCUCACUGCGAAGCCAAGACAGUGGCCAUUGAUGUUGUUUUCGACGAGCUGACAGGUGUGGCAUCGGCGGCUGGAUUCACGCUGUUUCAUCUGAAUGUGCAGACGGGGGCAUUGAAGUUGACUCCAGAGGAAAGAGUCGCAAAACUCUUAGAUGGGUUUCAGUCGAAAUCCCACCGGGGGCGUUUGGAGCUGUCCUGCAAGAUCUUAGGGCUCUUCGAGUGGCAAGUCGGGGUGCCCGUGCCGCCUAUUGUUGCGAGCGUGGACGUGUUGGUGCAGGAUUCAACCUGCUGGCAAGACACACAGAUUCCCCAGGCACAUGUGGUGCAGACUCUCAGCGGUAUUUCAGAAGGAGACUGCCGUGGAGCUUGCCGUUCGGACGUGCGAUGCGGGGCCUACAACUGGCAGUCACAGAAAUGUCAUUUCCUUGCUCCGUGCGGCCCGAAUCCCGUUGAGGACUGCCAGCUGUUCUCGGCAUAUGUGAAGAUCACGAACUGCAGCGCCGAGCACACGUGCAUGAACCUAACUGGCUCGAAGCCAGUAUGGCUCUACAGUGGCCUCUUCUGUCCCAUCGCCUUCGAGAGGGCCGUGGGCUCUUCCGCAGGUUGGGUCUUCCGGAAGAGUGUGGCAACGCCGCAAGAUGUGUUCUACUUGGCUCCCGAGACGAGUGACGCUGCCAAGUGCGACGGGGGGCUGCUGUUGAUCAGGAGCAACAGAACCUGGGAUUUCGAGAAUACAAGCUCCAAGUACAUCGAGCUCUUUGGCGAGCACGUUGCUUGCCUCACGGCGGACGUUCCACACGGCGUGGUGCAGGCUACCUUUGACAAGGGCAGGCAGGACUUGAAGAUCAAGAACGAGCAGACCUUCAUCGGCAAAGGCCUGCAGCUGACCUUGAGGCCGCAGGCGUGCCAGGCUCCAGUCCUGUCGCCGGAGAUGUCAGAAGCGCUCAUGGUCGACGAUCCGAGUACCGCCACGGACAUGGACUACACUCUGCAUGCCUGCGACUGCUUUCCCGAGAGCUGGACGGGCGACCCGGUGACUCCCAAAAGUGCUGGCCAGCUGCCGCCGGGCAGUGACAACGAGUACGUGCCGUUGGCCAUUGAGAUUGCCAAAGGCUCGUUGGUCUGCGAGCAGGAGUCCUUGCUGGCCUUGUACAUGCUCGACGGGGCGCGCCAGGAGGAGUGCCACCAUGCCUGCCAGCUGAACACCAGCUGCCGAUUCUUCUGGAUGGGCUCAGCUGCCGCAGUAUCGCAGUGUCGGCUCUACACAGCUUGUCGGACUUUGCUCACAGAGGCAGGUGCCAGUGGCACUCUGGCAGCUCGAUCCACUGACAAAGUCUGCCGCCGUGCGGACCCAGAGAAGUGCUGGGCAAGUUUUCGGCGGGCCUUCCUGUUCGCCGGCACGAGCAAGUCUGGUCCCAGCGACUGUGCUCACCAGGUUGAUGUGGGUGGACCGGAGGGAGUUUUGAAGCCGUGGCUAUGCGGCUUUAGCGCACUGAGCCGUGGGAUAUAUCGCUUGCCCGGAACAUCCGGUGAGGCCUUGCUGGAGCAGUGCGACGUGAACUUGAUGAUGGGCGGCGAAGGAGUGGAGGACUGCCGGACAGCCCCGAGAAAGAGAGAGCCUCUGUUCCGGAAAUGCUCAAUGUGCAGGACUGCUCACGCUGCGUCUAUGCUUCUCUUGGCUCGGGGCGAAGGCGAGAAGCACACCCUGCUCACAGGGCAAGGCUUCAAAUCGAAAGGCCUCUGA